Messenger RNA from Sitodiplosis mosellana (orange wheat blossom midge), 1191 nucleotides. RefSeq lists its product as uncharacterized. The record is from RefSeq and is a predicted model, not a curated record. The coding region runs from base 54 to 1052 and encodes 332 amino acids. The transcript is spliced from 3 exons. NCBI's taxonomy places the organism in Eukaryota, Metazoa, Arthropoda, Insecta, Diptera, Cecidomyiidae.
GGUCAUUCAUUUGUUCCGAUUGUUAGUUCUGAAUUAAAGGCGAAACCGACAACAUGUCGAUCAAAAGUGCAAUUUUCAUUUCAACCGCUUUGUUCUGUAGCCAUAUUUUGGCCGAGGAUUCCGGUGACUCGACGCGAAAAGGCAAAUUCUUAGAUAUAACCGGGUAUUUAUCAGGAUUUACGGACUUUCACGCGGUUCCAUUUUGGAAGCACUGGAAUGCAUUGCUUCAAGUAAAUGUGCAGAAAAACAAGCAUAAACACAAUGGCGUUUACAUUCUUCCGUCGUCAUAUUUCUAUUCACCAUACGAUAAUCCUUAUGCAUAUUACUAUCCGCCCAAUUAUCCUAUCGGAGGAGGAUUAAUUCAUCCAAACAGUCUUCAACGACCAAUGCCACUACUCUUCGAUGAAUACAAACAGCCAACUACGACUCUGGCUCCGCUUCGGCCGAAUCCCAUCGAUAAGCCCAAGUUUGACAUUGACACGAACGAUUUGUUGGAUGGUUCAUUGAAGAAAAGCGAUAAACAUGUAGGUUUUUUAAAUUCAAAUGUCCGCGACGAUCGCAAAACACACAAACGCGACAUCGUCCAUAAAACGAAAACUGAUGAUGAGGUCGUUGCUACAGUUAUGGAAAUCACCGAGGACACGACAACAGCAACAACAAUCAGCCCAACAAGUGAACCUGUUAUUGAUACAACAACAGAGCCAAGUGAACCACCGACAACGGAAAAGACAGCAGAAAAUAUUGAAGCGACAACACCGUCGAUCCCAUCAUCAACAACCGAAAUGCUCGUCACAUCCGUUGUUGAUCCCGGAUUUCAACCAAUAGGAUUCUAUUACGGUGGCACACCAAAUGACAAUGCCAACUAUAUUUACUUUACCACACCUCAACCAUUCCAGGAAAUUGAAUUACCUACAGAAAGUCCCAACGCGAUCAACGAACGAUACGACUGGGGUAAAUUUCGACCAAGCGUUCAAUAUGAAUAUCGAAAUUAUCGCUUCAUCCCAGACAAUCACUUUGUUCCAGUCAUUGGCACAAAGCAAAUUGUGCGAUAGUUAAAACUUGAGUUUUUAAAAUUCGAACAAAAUAUUAGAUAUUACUUUUUUCCAAAUGUUUCAUCCAUUUUAAUAAAAAUGACAGUUUUGACCCUAAACAAGUUACUCUAUUCGAAUGAAUUUUGAGAAAUUAAUACAA